AUGCAUUUUGGUUAUAAAACGAAACCACCAGAGUCAGAAAGAAGAGAACUAUCAGGUGGUGCAAUGGAGAUUUCUAUCACGACGGCGAAUGGAAAGAACAUAAACCUAGAGGUUGACGAUAGCUCGGACACAAUCGACCUCAAGAUCCAUGGAGCAACCCGUCGAUUGGUUCUUCGUCUCGGUCCGGAACCGGAUCCGGAUUGGGAUCCAAAGGCAUGGAUGCGGAUCUAUGUAUCGACCUUCAAGCGGGGAACGUUCAACUUUAUGGUUGAGGGGACAGAAACCAUUGAAAACGUCAUGGACAAGGUCCAAUGUGAAGGGGGACCAUCAGGACUGCAUCAACUGAUCUUUCAAGGCGAGGAGCUCGAAAACGGACGAACCCUAGCUGACUACAAAAUCAAGAAGGAUUCAACCCUUGUCAUGUUACCCCACUAUUCUACAGUUCCAGUUGGUUGCUAA
Thlaspi arvense is the source of this 459-nucleotide messenger RNA. Lineage: Eukaryota; Viridiplantae; Streptophyta; Magnoliopsida; Brassicales; Brassicaceae. The record is from the annotation of a GenBank genome assembly.